Molecule: messenger RNA, 1027 nt
Organism: Parasteatoda tepidariorum (common house spider)
Lineage: Eukaryota; Metazoa; Arthropoda; Arachnida; Araneae; Theridiidae
Product: CD63 antigen
Cellular component (GO): plasma membrane
Source: RefSeq, a predicted model, not a curated record
UUCUAAAAAUUUAAACGAUUUUCUUUUACCUGAGCAUUUUUCUCGGUGUUAUCUUGAGAACUCAGAUUUUGGAUUCUCUAAUUUAAUUUCGUUUGUAUUUUUGCUCCAUUCAAAUCUUCUAAAAUGUUUAAAACUAUGAGAAAAGUCAAAUUCAUACUGGUCUUAAUUAAUUUUAUAUUUGUGGUAUGUGGAAUUGCGUUAAUCGCUGUUGGAGUUCUUGGGACCAAAAAGCACAUGACAGAAUUCUUGGAUAGCAAAUUUCUGACAGCGCCUGUCAUUUGUAUUGUUGUGGGAUGUGUUAUGUUUGUGGUAGCAUUCCUUGGAUGUUGCGGUGCUAUAAGACAUAAUCAUUUUAUGGUGAUAGCCUUUGCAGUGCUCGUAUUCAUCCUUAUGAUUCUUGAAGUUGCUGGAGGAGUUGCUGCGUACUACUACAAGGACGAGGUUCAAGAUUUUCUUAAAAAGAAUAUGUAUGUAAGUCUGAUCCAACAGAAGGAAGGAUCUGUGGAAAUUUGGGAUGAAUUGCAAUAUGAAUUUGAAUGCUGCGGUGUUGAAGGUCCGGAUGAUUACACUAAAAUGAACUUUAAAGUUCCGAACAGUUGCUGCAAGGACAAUGCCGAGUGUUCUGAAUCUAACGCAUAUACAAAAGGGUGCUUCGUACAAUUGCAUGAUAAAAUCAAGAAGAAUAUAACAAUCAUUAUUGGUGUUGCUAUUGGUAUUGCUGCAAUUCAGCUUCUGGGAUUCCUACUGGCGUUGUGCUUAGCACAUAGAAUCAAAAAAGAUAACGAAGAUCGAUAAGUUACGCUUUAGCUGCCUUAAAUCCAUGACGUGUUCUUAAAAUUUUCCAAAUUGGACGAUAUUUUAUUAUACACACAUAAAUUUAUUAGUACAUAUAUAUUGCUAUGUUUGUUUUUCAAAAUUUUGUUUUCUAUAAUUCUUAAUAUACUUGAAAUGGUGGGUGCUUUUGUAUAUAGUUGCAUAUUUGGUCAGAGACAUUCCUAUAAGUUAAUAAAUAAUCAAUAUCAAGUAA